AUGAGCGACCUCGACAGAGCGAUUGCGCAAUUGCGAGCAUGCCGACCGAUACCCGAGGCCGAAGUGCGGGAGCUCUGCCACAAGGCGAGGGAGCUGCUUAUCGAGGAGGGGAAUGUCGUCACAGUCAAUGCGCCGGUAACAAUAUGCGGCGAUAUCCAUGGCCAGUUCCACGAUCUGAUGGAGCUGUUCCGCGUCGGUGGUGACGUCCCAGACACAAAUUAUCUCUUCAUGGGCGACUUCGUUGACCGGGGCUUCUACUCCCUCGAGACCUUCCUACUGCUGCUCUGCCUCAAAGUCCGCUACCCAGACCGAAUGACCCUGAUCCGCGGCAACCACGAGUCGCGCCAGAUCACGACCGUGUACGGUUUCUACGACGAGUGCCUCCGAAAGUACGGCAGCGCAAAUGUCUGGCGCUACUGCUGCGACGUAUUCGACUACCUCGCCCUGGGCGCCAUCGUCCUCGGUGCCUCCAACACCCUCCCUUCCACCAGCGGCCAGACCGAGUCGUCGGCGAACAGCGACGAGGUCGAGAUUGAGGUGCACAACUCGGACGGACAGAUCAUCUCGCGGUUCCUGCGGCAAAAGGAUGUUGACAGGGGGCGAAUUAACAGCACUCCAACAAACGGCAACAGCACGCCAGUAACCAACGGCGCAACAUCAUCACCCUCUCCCACCCGCACCGCCGCCAAGAACAACAACCGCACCCCGACCCUCACCGGGCCCCCGGGUUCAGGCGCGUCCAGCUCCAGCGCCGGCUCCGUCGGCAACCCCUCGGGCGCCGUCCUCUGCGUGCACGGCGGCCUCAGCCCACUGAUCGAGAACGUGGAUAAGAUCCGGCUGCUCGACCGCAAGCAGGAGGUGCCGCACGAGGGGGCCAUGUGCGACCUGCUGUGGUCGGACCCGGACGAAAUCGACGGCUGGGGGCUGUCACCCCGGGGUGCGGGGUUCCUGUUCGGCGCCGAUAUCGUCCAGGUCUUCAACCGCCGCAACAACCUGGGCUUGAUCGCGCGCGCGCACCAGCUCGUCAUGGAAGGUUUCAAGGAGAUGUUUGACGCGAGCAUCGUGACGGUGUGGUCCGCGCCAAACUAUUGCUACCGCUGUGGGAAUGUGGCGGCGCUGUUGGAGCUGACUGAGGAUGAAUCUGGGAUGGGCGUGCUGGCGAGGAGUAAUGGGGAGGUGAAUCGGAGUGACGGGGGGAUGGGGACGGGUGGGGUUGGUGGUGGUGGCGGGAGACCUGGGGGUGGUGGUGCUGGGCAGAGGGGCGGGGGACUGUUGGACGACGAUCUGCCGCCGAGGAGGCCCGGGCCGGCGAGGAGGUACCGCGUCUUUCAGGCAGCGCCGCAGGACUCGAGGGGUAUGCCGGCCAAGAAGCCGGUGGCUGACUAUUUCUUGUGA
Messenger RNA from Parathielavia appendiculata, 1395 nucleotides. Its product is annotated as Metallo-dependent phosphatase. The transcript has 4 exons. Gene Ontology annotation, cellular component: cytoplasm; nucleus. Lineage: Eukaryota; Fungi; Ascomycota; Sordariomycetes; Sordariales; Chaetomiaceae. Gene Ontology annotation, biological process: double-strand break repair via homologous recombination. Bases 1 to 1395 code for a protein of 464 amino acids. Gene Ontology annotation, molecular function: protein serine/threonine phosphatase activity. The record is from RefSeq and is a predicted model, not a curated record.